Molecule: messenger RNA, 2858 nt
Organism: Schistosoma bovis
Lineage: Eukaryota; Metazoa; Platyhelminthes; Trematoda; Strigeidida; Schistosomatidae
Source: the annotation of a GenBank genome assembly
UUAUAUUUUGUGUUACCUAUUGAUUUUUGAACAUUAAAAUGUACAAUAGUGAAAUUAUGAAACCACAAUAUACUGAAUGAAUUAAUCGAUUCAAUUACAGGUCAAAUCUGAACACAAUGACCAAAUUUUAUGUUAUUCUAUUAGAUUAUAUAGAAUGCAUAGUAAUUGGUUCAAAGUCAUUGAGAUGUAUAAACUUUUGGCUUCAUUCAAUUUACUAUUUAUAUGAGUCACCUACUUUAGUGUAUGUAAUUAAUGUUCAAUCUGUUUCUAUGCACUAAUAUACAUUAUUCCAAGUAUAUAUACAUACAUACGUGGAACUAUGUACAGAAAUGAUUUUUGGAUGAACUGACAGACAAUAAAAUUUAUCAAAAAAAAUAAUAAAAAUUAAAAAACAAAACAAAACUAAAAAUAAUAGGACUUAUUUCAAUAUCGGUGAAUUUAACAUCACUUCCUUAUGCUUAUUUACUUUAAUCCACUGAAAGGUGAAGGAAUUUCUACUUAAUUAAUUACUACGUUUGUUUUUAAAAAAAAUAUAUAAAUUCUAUGACAUAUAUGUUACAUAUAUUCUAUUGAACUUCUUGAAGUAUAAUCAUUGGUUACAUUAUUGAUAUUUAGUCAAAUCAACUCUAGAUUUACUUGUAUUAGCAACAAUAUUAUACUCAGUGAUUACAUUUAUACAUAUAUAAAUACUGUAAUAUCAAUUCUAUACAUCUUUUUGUUACCUUUGGAUUCUGUGCCUAUCAAAGAAAGUCAAUAUACAUUAUCAUGUCACGUAAAUCAAUUCAAAAGAAUGCAUUAAGUAAUUCGGUACCAUCAUUCAAAGAAACCAAUUAUGAUAUUCAUGAAUUAAUUUAUUUUAAAUGUCCUGGAAAAUUAUUUAUACAACGUACAUUAAAACCAAAUGAAGAAUUUAAUAAAGAAUAUAUGAAGAAAUUAAUUAAUAAAAAACGAACUAUUCAAUCUCAAGAACGUAUGAUUUAUUUAACAGAAAAUGGUUUAAGAAUAAAAGCUUAUAAAAAACCAACAAAUUCAUAUAAACGUUUAUAUUUAAGUUAUGAACAAAUUGAAAUAAUUUAUAUAUCAGAAGGUGCUAAAAAUAUUCUUGUAUUAGGUAUUAUUAGUAAAAAUCAACAAAUACGUGCUUAUGAAUGUACAAAAAUUAAAGAUGAUGAUGAUUUUAAAACUUUGUGUAGAUUACUUGUUCAAGCAUGUGAAAAUAGUGAAAGAAAAUUAAUUGAUUUAAAUCCAAUUGGUACAUUAUCUAUGUCAUCAUUAUAUGAUAAUAAAAGAUUUAGUCAUGGAUCACUUGGUUCAAUUGUAUGGACACAAUCUAAUGAAAUUGAUAAUGAAUUACAAAGUCAAUUAGAAAAUCGUUUAUAUCAAAAUGAAUUAAUAGAAAAUGAAAAUGAUGUACGUAAAAUGGUGUCACAAUAUUCACAAAAUGAUUCAGUAACUAGUAUUAUAUCAUCAAUUUUAAAAAAUGAAAAUAUGAAUAGUAAAAUUGAAUCAAGUGAUACAGAAGGUAGUGAUCCAGUGAAACACUAUAAUGGAAUAAACGGUGAUUUUAAUGACGUAACCUAUGAAGAUGAUUAUGAUGAUGAUGAUGAUAAUAAUAAUAAUGAUAAUAUUAAUAAUAAUAAUCGUUAUGCUUCAGCGAUUUACAAAGCGGACGCUUAUGUUGAACCUAUACUUACGCCAAUAUUUCAUGCAGACGAUGAAUCAGCAAAGUUAUAUUAUAGAACAGGUUAUGAGGGUGAUUCAUAUGAGGAAAAUUAUGAAGUGACAGAUUUGUAUCCACCAUCUAAAUGGCCAGCUGGAGUUACAUUUAUUUGUCCAGACUCUAAAUCUGGUGCAACUAUCGCACAUCUUGGACCUGUUUAUUUAUAUUCUGAAAGAUUUGUCGAUGUUGACAAUGACUGUAUUGAGAAUCAGACAACAGCCUAACAUUAUAAUUUGAUGAAAAAUUAAAUGAUUCGUUACUUAACUGUGUUUUUUUUUUAAAAUAUAGCUUGUAAAUUUGGACAGUAUUCGGAUUUUAUAAUUAAUUUACUUAGAAGUUUCAAGUUACUCGUUUAUUAAAAUUAAUAUCAUGGAUUAAAUCUUAUGAAAUAUUACUGCAUUUUGUGAACUUGGUAAGCCAUAAUCUAACCUUCUGGGCCUACGUCAACUAUCGUACUUAUAAGUUAUUCGGCAGAGAUUUUAGCUUUAAGCAACCUUGUCUCAUUAGAAAUGGCGUUUUGAGAAGUGAAAUAAAAUGCUAAUUUUUUAUCUUUAUAAAUAUGCCGUAUCUCUAAAAGAAUAAUUACCUAAAUUGUAUUCAGUUUAUGAUGAGCAACAUCUCUAUUCGGAGACAAAACACUUCGUAAAACAUCGAGGCAAACAUUACCAACGAACGUCAGAUUUUGUCAUUAUCCUAUAAUGAUAAAAACAAAGCGAAUGAAAAUAUUAUCAAAACAUAUAGUUGACCUAGUAUUAUCGAGUUUGUUUGUAUCAGAAUGUGUUUUAUUAAUGUUUUCGUUACACUUUUCGUAUUAUUGUAAGAAAAUUGAACUAUGUAUCAGUAAUGUUGUUUACACUAAUGCAAAAAUCACAUUGUAAUACCAAGACAUCAUAAUGUGAAUUAUUCUCAGAUAACGUUUUGUCCAUUAUUUAAUUAAUAAGAUGAGAUUACAUUCUUAUAGAUUAUCUUAAUUUGUUCGACAUAGAUCAUGUAUUAAUGGAUUAUACAGAUAGUAAACAUUCCUUUCACUUUUAUACCAAUAACAUGGAUUACAUGAUUCGACCUAUUAUAAUGAAAUAAUCCCAAACAUAUUGAUAUUCUAUAAUUUAAAUGACAGUCAACUUUUUACUGAUGAGAU